AUGCAUGUUGCACCUCGGGGUGGCUAUUCCAUUAAAAAUUCGAAACAAUUCAUUCAAAGAUAUGAAUCUUAUUUAAAGCCGACGUUGAAAAUUGCACAACUGCUACUCUCGGCUGGAAAUCUUGUUAUUCCACAACUAGAAAAUGUGUCAAUCGCUAACAAUACUGCAGUACCAUUAGAAAUGAAUACGCUUGCGUAUCGCCAAGACAUGGAGCAACGAUUAAAAUUUGUUGAUAUCUUAGUAAGUCAAAUCGAUGGCAAGCAAACAUCACGGCGAGGUAUCGAUUUACGAGAAAUUCUAACGUAUCUUGAACUUGUUGACAAUGAGCAAAGCCUGGGAAAUUUAGACCCUGUAACUACUGAUGAUAGUCAUGUUCGCUGGGUCUGUUCUGAACACUAUGAUGGAAUUACUUUUAACGGUAAAAUGAGUAGCUAUAUUAAUGAUUUCAACGUCAUGGGCGGAAAAUUCGAUCGAAAGACCAAAGAAGCAGUUGUAAUUGGAUUGAAUGUGACUGAGAGAAACGUUAAGAUGAUAUGUGGUGCUCUGACAAAAGGGUUUAAUAUUGUAAAACUAGUUUUUCAAGAUUGUUCGUUCUAUGAGGACUAUCUGGUAACAUUACUUGAUACCGCCAUCAAUCGUUCUUCAAUUCUUUGUCUAAGCAUGGUCACUGUUGCUGCUACCAAUUUUUUUGGUGGGAUAAAAUACACUUGUAAAAAUAUGGUCGUCGAAUUCAAAAAUCAAUCAUUAAAAGUUCGUUUCAACGAUAGUUAUCAUAAUGGAAAUAUACCCAUGCUCAAUCAACUUUUGCUGCGAAAUAAGAUACAUCGAACAUUGAAUAUUUCUGCUUGUGACUUUCUUGGACAUGAAUCUGAUCUUCAGCGAUGCUUUGAAUCAAACAGAACUGUAACAGAACUAAUUGUGGAGUACUCCAACAAUAUAGAUAUCCUUAAUGCUAUAUUUAAUUCGAAAACAAAUGCCUUGCAUCAAUUAAACUUGCCUCAGUCAUUGUCAAUUCCCUCAAUACUAUCUCCUUUUUGUGAACUGUUGAAGAAAAAUAUGACGCUUGUUGAAAUCGAUUUUGAUGGAUUAUACUGGUUUCAAAGAAGAAGCUUUCGUUAUUAA
Messenger RNA from Rotaria socialis, 1122 nucleotides. NCBI's taxonomy places the organism in Eukaryota, Metazoa, Rotifera, Eurotatoria, Philodinida, Philodinidae. The record is from the annotation of a GenBank genome assembly.